Molecule: messenger RNA, 1218 nt
Organism: Oxyura jamaicensis (ruddy duck)
Lineage: Eukaryota; Metazoa; Chordata; Aves; Anseriformes; Anatidae
Product: sideroflexin-1-like
Exons: 11
Coding region: 104-1072 (322 amino acids)
Biological process (GO): serine import into mitochondrion; monoatomic ion transport
Cellular component (GO): mitochondrial inner membrane
Molecular function (GO): monoatomic ion transmembrane transporter activity
Source: RefSeq, a predicted model, not a curated record
GCCCCGUGACGGUCCCGGACGUCAGCGGGGCGGGGCGGCGGCGGCGCCGAGCGGUGCGGAGCGGUGCGGAGCGGUGCGGAGCGGGCGCUGCACGGGAGCUAGGAUGCCCCCCCCGCUGCCCGGCUCCAUCGACAUCCGGGAGCCCCGCUGGGACCAGAGCACCUUCCAGGGCCGCGCCAGGCACUUCUUCACCGUCACCGACCCCCGCAACCUGCUGCUGUCGGGGGACAAACUGGAGGAGGCUCGCCGCCUGGUGCACGACUACCGGGCUGGCACCGUGCCCCCGGGGCUGACCGAGGAGCAGCUGUGGCGGGCCAAGUACAUCUACGACUCGGCCUUCCACCCCGACACGGGCGAGAAGAUGCUCCUCAUCGGGCGCAUGUCGGCCCAGGUGCCCAUGAACAUGACCAUCACCGGCUGCAUGCUGACCUUCUACAGGACCACGCCGGCCGUGGUUUUCUGGCAGUGGGUGAAUCAGUCCUUCAACGCCAUCGUCAACUACACCAACCGCAGCGGGGACGCCCCCAUCACCCCCAGCCAGCUGGGGACAGCCUACGUGAGCGCGACCACCGGGGCGGUGGUCACGGCGCUGGGGCUCAAGUCUCUCACCAAGCACCUGCCAGCCAUCAUCGGCCGCUACGUGCCUUUCGCGGCCGUGGCCGCUGCCAACUGCAUCAACAUCCCGCUGAUGAGGCAGAGGGAGCUGAAGCUGGGCAUCCCCAUCACGGACGAGAACGGGAACCGCCUGGGCGAGUCCGUGGCCGCAGCGCAGAAGGCCAUCUUGCAGGUGGUGGUGUCCCGCAUCGGCAUGGCGGCCCCGGCCAUGGCUAUCCCUCCAGUGAUCAUGAACGCCCUGGAGAAGAGAGCCUUCCUGAAGCGGUACCCCUACCUCAACGCUCCCCUGCAGGUCGGCCUGGUGGGACUCUGCUUGGUGUUCGCCACCCCGCUGUGCUGUGCGCUCUUCCCGCAGAAGAGCUCGAUGCAGGUGAGUCGCCUGGAGCCCCAACUCCAAGCUGGGAUCCGGGAGAGGGACCCGCAGCUGCAGACCGUCUACUUCAACAAGGGGCUGUGAGCUGUGAGCGGGGCUCCCUGCGGGGCUGCUGCAUCGCUGAGCUUUACCCACGGAGCCCCCCGGGGACACCGCUGCUGUCCCUUGGCUGUCACCUGUCCUUAUGUCCCGGUGCUCGCCCCCCCGGGGCGUAGCUGAGCCCCCGAACA